AGGCACCGUGCACAUUAUGUCUUCUAAGUUAAAAAUCUUAGUCCCAGUGAAGAGAGUCAUUGACUAUGCUAUCAAACCAAGAAUCAACAAAACACAGACUGGGGUCCAAAAGACGGGCGUGAAGUUCAGCAUCAAUCCGUUCUGCGAUAUUGCCGUGGAAGAGGCCGUGAGAAUUAGAGAGGCCAAUAAGGGUGCCGUCGAAAGUAUUCACGCUGUGUCUAUCGGCCCUACUAAGGCUCAAGAUGUCUUGAGAACCUCCUUAGCUAAGGGUGUUGACUCUUCUACGUUGAUCGACGUUGGCGACGCCGAAGUCGAGCCGUUGGUCGUUGCCAAGUUGUUAAGGAAGAUAGUUGAGAGACAGCAGUCCAACUUGAUCAUUUUGGGGAAACAGGCCAUUGACGACGAUUCCAACCAGACUGGGCAGAUGUUGGCGGGCUUGCUUGGCUGGCCACAAGCCACCAAUGCUUCUAAGGUUGUCGUGCAAGGUGAUGUCGUCACCGUCACUAGAGAGGUGGACGGUGGUGCCGAAACAAUCAGUGCCCAGCUUCCGCUCAUCAUCACCACCGAUUUGAGGUUGAACGAGCCUAGAUACGCUACCUUACCGAACAUGAUGAAGGCCAAGAAAAAGCCAUUGGAGAAACUCACUGCCGCUGACUUGGAAGUUGAGAUCCAAAACCGAUUGGAGAUCUUGAAGGUCGAAGAGCCGGCUGCGCGCAGUGCCGGUGUCAAGGUUGCCAACGUCGACGAGCUUAUUGCCAAGUUGCAGGCUGCCAAGGCUUUGUAGAUAACGCGGGCUUACGAUAUUAAAUAACUCAGACCACCCUUGCUAUCACGCAUAGACAUUAAAGUCCCACCGUCCGUACUUACACGCUAUUGAAUAUACGGCAUC
This is a messenger RNA of Babjeviella inositovora NRRL Y-12698, 889 nucleotides long. RefSeq lists its product as uncharacterized. The transcript has a single exon. Gene Ontology annotation, cellular component: cytosol. Bases 17 to 784 code for a protein of 255 amino acids. The record is from RefSeq and is a predicted model, not a curated record. Lineage: Eukaryota; Fungi; Ascomycota; Pichiomycetes; Serinales. Gene Ontology annotation, molecular function: electron transfer activity.